Molecule: messenger RNA, 1230 nt
Organism: Telopea speciosissima
Lineage: Eukaryota; Viridiplantae; Streptophyta; Magnoliopsida; Proteales; Proteaceae
Product: FAD synthetase 1, chloroplastic-like
Exons: 5
Coding region: 93-1220 (375 amino acids)
Biological process (GO): C-terminal protein methylation; riboflavin biosynthetic process
Cellular component (GO): endoplasmic reticulum
Molecular function (GO): FMN adenylyltransferase activity; protein C-terminal S-isoprenylcysteine carboxyl O-methyltransferase activity
Source: RefSeq, a predicted model, not a curated record
GAAAUCCUGAACCAGUGGGACUUGAGAGUUAAAGCAAGUUUGGCCGUCUCUCAAGUCUCAACUGACAUCUACGAAUCUUUCUGCAAUUGACGAUGGGGACUGGCUGUCGAAUUUCUCAGCACUUGAGAAAUUAUGACCUGGGUUUUUGUUCCAGAGUUCCGCUUUGUCAUCUAUUGGUUUGCGGGAAGUUCGUAUCGUUCUCCGUGAAACCCUGUGAUAGCAUUGUUCAGAAGAAUCGUUUUCUGGGGAUUGGGAUUUCCGGCAAUGUUUAUGGGCUUCAAGCUGAUACUCUGCAAGCCAAAUCAUCCAGUGAAGCUCCCAUUCUCUCUGAUUGUUUCAGUCAACGUGAAGAUGAUCGGGAGCUUCCUUCUGAUGGUUCAUCAUCUGUCACAGGAGGUAUAGUAGCUCUGGGAAAGUUUGAUGCUCUUCAUGUUGGUCACCGAGAACUUGCAGUGCAAGCAUCGAAGGCUGGCAUUCCUUUUCUUAUGUCAUUUGUUGGAAUGGCAGAAGUAUUUGGUUGGGAACCCCGGGCUCCUAUAGUUGCCAAAUGUGACCGGAAGCGGGUUCUUGCCUCUUGGGCUUCUCAUUGUGGUAAUGUUGCCCCAACUGAGUUCCAUGUUGACUUCUCAAGUGUUCGACAUCUCUCUCCACGACAGUUUGUUGAAAAGUUGUCCAAAGAAUUUGGAGUACGUGGAGUUGUGGCAGGUGAAAACUACCGAUUUGGAUACAAAGCUGCAGGUGACACAUCCGAGUUGGUGAAGCUAUGUGAGGAGUAUGGACUGGGAGCUUAUAUUGUGAGCUCAGUCAUGGACAGGAACCAAUGCAUCAGAGAUAAAGGCCCCAACAAUUCAAAAGAGAGGGGACAAGUGUCAUCUACCCGAGUUCGUCAUGCUCUUGCUGAAGGAGAUAUGAGAUAUGUGUCAGAGCUUUUGGGUCGCAAACACCGUCUCAUGCUGAAUAUGAGAAAUCAAGAAGUACUGGUUGGUCACGAGAAUAGGAUAUCUGCUCCCAAGUCCAGUUUAUUGAAUCUAUCACCAAAGGAUGGUUUAUAUGACAACUGUUCUCUGUUGUUUAAUGAAAAAACUGUAGUACCAUGUAGAGCAAUCAUUGAUACAACUCACAUUUAUGUGGAAGCAGAUGAACUAGGUUCUCGGACACAAGUCCAACUGCAGAACUGCAGAGUUCUUGGGAUUGAAUUUGAUGAUACAGAAAAAGAAUGAUUUGAUUUAA